GUUCUGCAGGCCAGCGCACAGUCAGCUCAGCUUGAGAGCAGGAUCAGGAGCAGGAGCAUAUCAGGUUUCUUUUGUGAGAGCCACACACCACUGACUGGACUCUACUCCCACUACCAGCGAACUACCGGAGAUCGGAGCGACGAGAGAAACUGUUCUUCAAGCUCCAGAGAAGAAAGAUAAAAUGGCAGCUCGAAGGUGGAAGGUCAGCGACGCGGCCCUCGCCGCCGGACUCGUGGCGACGCUGCUCGGGCUCAGCCUGGCCCAGUCCGCCCCCGCAGAGGACGUGUGCCCAGCAAUACCCGCCUUGAAGAAUAUCAGCGCGCCGCAGUACCAGAACACGAACCUGGUGGCCACCGGUGUGUCCUUCAUGGCAUCUCUGGUCCACUCCUUCCUCUACUCGGUCCAGCCUAAACCCUUUCCCGGAGAUUUGAUUGAGAAAAUAAUAAAUGAAUCAAAAGUGCCGACAAAUCAAGAAACUCUCCAAGAAACUAUCAAAGAGGCCCUUUGGUAUGAAGUGGGUUUCCUGGUGUGCGUGGCCGUCGCCGUCCUGUACAUCGUUCUGAUGCCGCUGGUUGGUUUCUUCCUGGCGUGCUGCCGCUGCUGUGGGAACUGCGGCGGGAAGAUGUACCAGAAGCAGACGUCGUCGAUUAACUGUCGCAGGAGGACGCUCUACGGGUUCACGUUAGCCACCACCCUCAUUAUACUUGCUGGGAACAUCUGCAUGUUCCUAAGUAACGAAGCCCUCAAAAUGAGCGUGGACCAGAGUCACAAGGAGCUCAGCCAAAGCAUAGGCAACCUGAACACCUUCCUCACCGCUGUGCCUCAGCAAGUGGACGGCGUGCUGAAUGAGAGCUACAAAACUGUGGAGGAGGCUGGCCGAAAACUGAACAACAUUGGACCUGAGCUGGGAAAACAGAUACAAAACCAAUUCAAUGGAUUCCUGAGGCCGGCGCUGCGCUCAGUAACAACUCUGGACGAAGAGACAAAGGCCAUCAGCACUCAACUUGCCCAGCUGAACUCGUCUCUGGCCGAGCUCCAGUCCAACGCGAAUCGCGUCCAGGCCAAUCUGACUGCUUCUAGAAGUCGCCUCAAUGAGACUUUAUCCAAACCUGGCUGCGAAGGCUGUGACAAACUAAAGCCAUCGCUACAGAAACUUCAGCUGGAUACCUCCAUUACUGUCCCCGGCUUGAAGGAUCUUCAGUCUGCGGUGGAUGAAGUCGUUAAAAUGAAUCUCGAGUCCAAAGUCACUGAGGUGGAGGACAGUUUCAAUAGCAUCCCCCAGAGGGUGACCAACGAAACCAAGGAUGUAAUUGAAAGAAGCAAUCAGACGUUGGCAGAUAUAAAUACAAAGCUGUCUCAGAUCGCAAAGGACUUCCCUCUGGAGUUUCUGACCCGCUUGUCAAACGAUGUGGCCGUGGUGCAGACAGACAUCAACAAUUACAUGCCCUAUGUCCAGGGUGCUGAGUACAUCAGAUGGUGCGUGUGUCUGGCUGUGUGCUGCGUGGUCCUCCUGGUGGUGGUUUGUAACCUCCUGGGACUUAUGUUCGGCCCCGCGGGUCUGAAACCCAAAGCAGACCCCACAAAUCGCUCGUGCACGGCGGACUGUGGAGGCACCUUCCUCAUGAUGGGUGCAGGUUUCAGCUUCCUCUUCUCCUGGCUGUUGAUGAUAGUGGUACUAGUGCUGUUCUUACUCGGUGGAAAUGUUUACACUUUGUUCUGUCAGCCCUUGAAGAAUGGACAACUUCUACAGUUUCUUGAGACUCCAGGGUUAAUUCCAGAGCUUGAUAUCGGCUCACAACUUGGACAGGAAAACAUCAGCGUCAGUAUCUCCAGUGUCUACAGAGAAUGUGAGGAAAACCGCCCUCUGUGGACAGCAUUCCGCUUGGCUGAGCUCAUAAAUCUUGACGAUCUGCUCAAUGUGUCAAAAUACACAGACCAGAUCCAGCAGGAGUUUGAUAAAACAAACAUCAGUCUGUCCUCGAUCACUGUUCUGAGCCCGGAAGUUAAACAACAGCUCCUCGACUUCUCCACCGGGAUGAAGGAUUUCGACACUACCUCCGUCACUCAGCAGAUAAACGACAUUUCAAGCAUCAAUCUGAACACAACAGCGGAUGAGAUUGAUAAGCUGGCUACUGGUCAGAAAGAUGCAAUUAAAAGUGAGCUACAAAAUGAAGCCAAUCAGCUGAGGCGGAUCCAGUUUGAUAUAGAAAUAAACAUCAUCCCAGAACUGAAAACCCUGAACUCAAGCAUCAAGAGCCUUCAAUCAAACUGGAAAAAAGUCAACGGAACGGUGGGGGAGGUGCUGAACAACGUGGGAGCAGCACAAGACUCCCUCAACACAAACACAACACAGAUCGUCAAGACCGAGAGCAGAAAGUUUUUGAACUGUCUGCUGGACUACUUCCUUGCUUUCGCUGCCUGGGCAAAACUUGUGAUCACAACGCAGGUCGGCCGCUGCGGCCCUCUUGCGGGAACUGUAGACUCCGUGGAGGUCAUCGUCUGUGCAUACACGGUGGAGUCUCUGAAUGCGUUCUGGUUCAGUCUGGGCUGGUGCAUCCUGUUCUUCAUCCCCAGCAUCAUCUUUUCCAUGAAACUGGCCAAGUACUACAGGAGAAUGCAUGAAUCAGAUGGCUUUGACGACCACAUACCCAUGAACAGCAUCCCCAUGAACGGCUUCCCCAUGAACGGCUACCCCAUGAAUGGCUUCCCACGGGCACAGAUGAAAUGAACUGAGAGUGCGGCCGCUGCACGGCGCACACUGAAAAAUCACGUUACUUGAAUCAUUUGUGUUUUAAAUUGGAGUUUUCACCACAGUGUGGAGAAUCAAAGACAUUUCUAUAGUGACCACAGUGGUCCUAAAAUGUGUUUUACAUAGUGUACUUAAAUAGACCUCAGGGGGGGACACAGGAUAUAAGGGAACCUGCAGGGAUUUUUUAUUGUUGUUUUAAAUCAGAGCCUUAUUUUGUGUUUUGUAUUACUUAAAUGUACAUUUCAUGUAUGAACUGAACCAUUGCUGAAUUGCGAGAGAACACUACGCUUUAUAUUUCAAACUGAGGCUGAUUUUAGUUGAGAGUUUAAGCUCAUUCAUGUGAAUGUCGAUGUGUGGAUUGAGUCUCUGUCUGCCCGUCACUGUAUUUUUGGCAACUUUAUUCUGAUGGGCAACAUUUUCUAACUGAAUUCUUAGUCUUAUUUGCACUAAUAUUGAAAUUCUAUGUGUGUGAAUCACUGAAUGAAAACACUUAUCUAACGGGAGGUUUUGCCACCGUAUCACUACUGUACUUUGCUAACGUGUUGUUUGCCACGACAUUGCCAUGAAUACUGUUUUUGACUGAAUAAUUCUUCGAUUUGAUGAUGACGAUGAUUGUUUUUGUAUGACUUUGUACUUUGUACUAGUAGAUUUUGUGUUUUAUCUCCCAUUACACAGCACUUUGAAUGGUCUGUUUGCUCAGUGUGACUAAAAGAUUGUGAACAUUUCUCCAGCUGCAAAUUACUGAGUAAAAGCGAAUGACUGAG
Messenger RNA from Mugil cephalus (flathead mullet), 3513 nucleotides. It is a transcript of the gene prom2, whose product is annotated as prominin 2. Gene Ontology annotation, molecular function: cholesterol binding. Gene Ontology annotation, cellular component: microvillus; prominosome; apical plasma membrane. The record is from RefSeq and is a predicted model, not a curated record. Bases 182 to 2728 code for a protein of 848 amino acids. NCBI's taxonomy places the organism in Eukaryota, Metazoa, Chordata, Actinopteri, Mugiliformes, Mugilidae. The transcript has 24 exons.